ACAAUCGAGUUCCUGAAGUUCAGACGUCUGGCUGGGCGCAAACUGUACGGACCAGGAGACUCCACAUAUGAGCGCUGGACAGUGAUGUGUUGUUAAAGCUUGCCUUCAGGAGAAAUGAUUCCUGCUUAGGCAAUGAAGUAGCCUACAAGCGCAGUCUCUUGUGGAUAAAACAACGCGCGCUUGCUUGACGUUUCGUAUUUUGUACAGGGAUUGAUCACAAACAAAAAAAGACACUAAUUGACAAUGUGGCCAUUAUCUCCCCUGACUCAUCUCAUUUUGCUUUACUUAUUUUGUGGGUCUCUGAGCAUCAGAUGUCCUCAUGAUUGCACAUGCCUCCCCAGUAACAACAUCUUCUGCGUCCAGAGGAACUUGAUCUACAUGCCUCGUGGCCUUCCGUCCACUGGAAAACAACUUUAUGUCUUUCAGAACAACAUCAAUAUCUUGCAACAGCAGGACUUUGUGGAGCUUGGCGAGCUUGAAAUGUUGGACUUAAGUCAGAAUUCCCUCAGUGAAAUACCCGAUGGUGUAUUCAGCCCACUCUCCUCUCUACACAAUCUAGAUCUCUCCUCAAACUACAUUACUCACAUUUCCAAAGACAGUUUCAUUGGACUUGUUAACCUAGAAAGGCUGUAUCUCUACGGUAACGUCAUCCAGAACAUUCACCCAGCUGCCUUUGAGGGACUGGGGAACCUUUUGGAGCUGAAGCUUCAGGGGAAUCAGAUUAGUGUGUUGCCUGCUUUGCGGCUGCCCAGACUGCUCCACUUGGACCUUAGUUAUAAUAGCAUCCCACCUCUUGUAGCUCAAGAUUUACAGACACCACAUCUUGAAUCCCUUAAAAUAGCUGGAUUGGGGCUGACCAGUCUGGAUGAGGAGCUGUUAGCCAGCCUAGUAAAUCUGCACGUUCUAGAUGUUUCUCAGAACCAGCUUGUAGAGAUACAACCUACACUAAAGUCAAUGGGAGGACUACGAAACCUAAAUUUAACUGGCAACCCUUUGGGAUCUCUGAAACAUGAAGACUUCCAAAAUUUGGUCAAUCUCCUUGAGCUUGACUUAAGCAACCUUAAUUUGCAAGGCUUCCCUGAAGGAUUCUUCAGCCUUUUCCCCAAACUUGAGAAGCUCACUGCAGCUGAAAACCCCUUUAACUGCCUCUGCACACUAGCCUGGUUCCCAGCAUGGUUAAAGGAUGUACGUGUGGAGCUGUUGAGGACGGAGGAGACUCGUUGCCACUUUCCACCAAUAAACUCAGGAAAGGUUUUGGAAAAGUUGGAACACAAAGAUUUUGGCUGUCCCACAACAACCAUUGAGCUAACAAGUGCGGGGACAAGUAGUACCACAAGUAAACCUACAAACUCCUCUACACAAUCAGGCACAACACACGUCAUUCCUCCAGCACCACCAAGUGACAUAUCCUCAGCAGACGCAGACAACUUCCCUGUUUAUCAGACCACCGCUUUCCCCAGCAUUAUCAUGGAAGAUUCUGAGGAGGAAGGAAUUAUGUGCCCUCCCAAUAUCUGUCUAAAUGGAGGAACAUGCAUAUUUGAGUCAAAUGGGGUGAUUGUUUGCUUGUGUCCACCUUCAAUGUCAGGACUCUAUUGUGAGAUUCAGAAUGAAGCUAUGCUUCCCCCGCCUUCACCUCGAGUUUCUCUCGAGACCAUCGCUACAGUCCAGCCUAACACAAUCAGCUCCCAUCACAUAACCAGCACUUCCAUUUCAUUAGACCUUCACCGUUACAUACAAACAAGACCACACAUACGUGGAAUCCGUCUGACGUACAGUAACUUGUCAGGUCCUGACCGCCGACCAUUACAGCUGAAUGUGCCUCCAACUUACCCUGAAUACACACUUAGAGGGUUACAACCAAACAGCACUUAUUCUGUAUGUGCUAGCCCUUUGGGAGAGCCUGUCCAUGUCUCGGUUAGUGCCUGCAUGGAGGCUCGCACAGCAGGAAUCCCACCCUCCUCCCAUGAGCCCAGCGUUGACAGGACCGAACCUUCUUCCUCUCUUAUACCCAUUGUGGUAGCGGUGGCAGUGGUGAUGCUGGUUGCCACAAUAGCUACUGUGGUUGUCAUCUGCCGCAGGAGGAGACCCAAGGCUCCAGAAGACAUGGACUUACAUGAGACAUCUCCUUUAGAGUUGGAAGGAGUAAAAACCAACCCAGAGAAUGGACUGACACAUCCAAAACAAACCGACAUCACGCCUUCCCCAUCAUUAGCACUAAACAGCUUGGAAUAUGAUGUACUUUUAAUACAAGGACAGUGUCCAGCCAACAACAAUAUAGCUUGUACAAAAGCUUUAUAUGUGUAAAAGCCAAAUUGCGCAAUUCAUACCUCCAGCUCACAGAGGGCAAUGUGCUCCAUGACCCCUGCAGGCGGGUGCGAUGCAGACACUAGACAGACUCUGCUGGGUUGGUGAACAUUUUACCGCAUCCCAGCCAAACGCUUAAACUGACUGCCAGUAUUUAAACCAGAUGCAUGUGCCAUCUUAACUUUUUUUACAGAUACAACUUAAGUGCCUUUUAUAACUAUGAUUAUCAGAGGAUUUCUCUCUUAAGAGGUGCCCAGACAUUAUGCAGUACACGGUGUUGCUAGGCUGGAAAACAGGCUUUAGAGGUAGCUGGCUCUGGAACUGGUAGACAGGAGUCAGAAGUUGUGGCCUGGACGCCUGGACUGUUUUGUUGUCCAGAAAAAAAUUGCACUGAUCAGAGACACUGGGACUGUGCCUAAAAGAGGAACUGAAAGUGUUCAGUCUCUUAGAAGAUGCUUCAAAUAGGUCAGCAUCAAAGCAUCCCACUGUCCCUCUACCCCAUCUAUCCUGCACGGGAGAUUAUUUGCUGUGAAAAACACACAAUGAAGUGACAUUUUCUUACUUUUUCUAGUUUACGCUGUUUUAGCUAUGUAAUUACAAUGUUUUUUGUACAAGGAAUUGUUCAACUUGGAGAUUAAUUCUGUUGUUUACUCACUCUCAAAGUGUUCCAGAACUGUGUGAAUCUGUAUUAAAGAAUGUCAAACAUCUUUAGAAAGACAUUAGCAUGAGUAAAUAGCUAUGUUUCCAUCCAAAAGUACAAAUUUGAUUUAUGUGCAAAACUGAAACAUCGCAUAAAACAUUGGAGAAUAAUAAUAAUGGACUGUUUCUAUACUGGAUUUCACAAUGACCAAUAUUUUUAGCAUGUCCAUUAAAGCCAUCCCAUCACACCCAUUCAUGAUCUGUUAAAACAAAAUCACUAUUUUUUGAUGCACAUACUGGAAUUUAUUCUGUAAAUGUGUUUCCAUUAUAGUUUUGCACAUUUUUUCUUAUUGGAUAAAAAGUUUAUUCUACCCAUUUUUCAGAAUUUAUGCAUAUUUUUCAGUUUCUAUUAAGAAUUUUUAAAGUGAUAUUCCAAAAUGCACAUAAAAUGAGUGGAUGGAAUCAUAGCUAAUGGGCAAACUUUUCCUUUCAGUGCCAUUUCUGUGUCUUUUUUUAUGUAAGUUGUUGCGUUUGUUUUUAUUUGUAAACACGUGACUGUAGCAAACAUUCUUUCUCCUCAUACUGACUCUUCUGAAUGAAAACAAACCCACUUCACUUAAUUUCUCCAUCUUUGCUAAUGUCUGACAAAGAAACACUUUGCAAGACUAUAAACACCCGCAGACAUUUUUGACCUCAACAAAUUCCACACAUCAACAAACAGACUAGUACUAUAUAAGGAGAUGGAUAACAAACGCUUCUAACAAAGCUGUUUUUUGACGUGCCAGCUUUCUAAAAAUGCCCCGUAGUCAUAAUUCAGACUGGGCCCCAAACACAGGCAAACUACGGAAAGACUUCAAAGCCAGAUUUUUUUGGUAUGUGUUGCCGAGCUGAACGCAAUUUAUGUUGUACAACACCGCAAACUAGUCCAGAUGGCUUUGCUCACUUGACUAUGAAAGCUUACAAUGGUGAAGUGAUUGUACUUUCCACGGUACAGUAUUUUGACAUACACCAGGGUACUAAAUAAUUCAACAAAUAUAAAUUUGUAAAGGAAUGUAACAAGACCCAUUUACAAGGAGAUUGACUGCUUCUUUUUUCUUUUCUGAAAGCUCCGAGCCAGAUCUGUCAUUGUGGAAUUGCAUGUUUAUGUGUAUUAUCAACUCAGUAAGUUGUGUUAAGAGAAAUGGAGCCAGUACUCUACUCCAAAGUGAGGAAAGGUCAAUUGUCAAAUUCUCCCCAUGCUCUGUCAAUUUUUGUAGCCCUGUGUAUCACAUAUUUGUGACCGUAUGUCGUGUGCAAACUGAACAUGACGACGUCUUAGACAUCUAAACAUUUGAACUGGAAAGAGGACACAGCACGAGGGGCUUCAAAUAUUUGAAACAUUUUCAAAACUGCUUUUAUGUUCCAAGCUUGCAUUGGGAUGCUUGCUGUUUCUCUUUUGUGUUGUGCACAGAGCCAAGUCUUUUUUAUGUAAAGUGUGUACUUAAAUGUGAUGUCUUUUGAGAAAUUAAAAUGGAAAUGUUUUGUGA
This is a messenger RNA of Danio aesculapii, 4469 nucleotides long. It is a transcript of the gene vasna, whose product is annotated as vasorin a. The record is from RefSeq and is a predicted model, not a curated record. Gene Ontology annotation, cellular component: plasma membrane; extracellular matrix. The transcript has 2 exons. Gene Ontology annotation, biological process: negative regulation of transforming growth factor beta receptor signaling pathway. The coding region runs from base 244 to 2304 and encodes 686 amino acids. Gene Ontology annotation, molecular function: transforming growth factor beta binding. Lineage: Eukaryota; Metazoa; Chordata; Actinopteri; Cypriniformes; Danionidae.